AUGGAUUUUGGAGAUAAAAGUUGGAUGAAUCUCCGAAGAUCCACCAAUGAAUAUAUUCAUGGAGUUAAUGAUUUUCUUGAUAAAGCAUUUGAACGAGCUUCCCAAGGAAAUGAAAUAUUAUGUCCUUGUAAGAAGUGCUUUAAUCGUAAUUGGCAUUGUCGAGAUAUGGUAGAGGGUCACUUACUUUGUCAUGGAUUUGUUCAUGGAUAUACCAAAUGGGUUUUUCAUGGAGAAGGAUUUUCCUCAAGAAAUACGCCACAUCCAACCAAUGAUGAAGAAACUUCCAACAUGAAUGAUGAUAUUGACAGACUACUUCAUAAUACUUUUAGAAAUGUAGAAGAUGACCAGAGGCAUGAAGGAGUGAGAGAGGGACCAUCUAAAUAUGCAAAGAGAUUUUCUAAAUUAGUGGAGGAAAGGAAAGAAGAGUUGUAUCCGGGGUGUAAGAAUUUUUCUAAGUUGAGUUUUACCAUCCGGUUAUACUUGUUCAAAUGCAUUCACAAGUUGACUGAUGUGGCCUUUUCAGAUUUGUUGGACUUGAUAAGAGAGGCAUUUCCACUUGCUCAGAUACCCGAGUCUUUUUACAAGGCAAAAAAGGUCAUAAAAGAUUUGGGUCUUCAUUAUGAGAAAAUCCAUGCUUGCACUAACGAUUGCAUGUUAUUUUGGAAUGACAAUGCUAAGUUAGAUAAUUGCUCUGUGUGUGGAGCUUCAAGAUGGAAGAAUGUUCGUAAUGACUUAACUAAUAAGGUCACUAAAAUCCCAGUGAAGGUUUUAAGGUACUUUCCUUUAAAGCCUAGGCUUCAGAGGAUAUUCAUGUGUUCUGAAACAUCUGUAGCUAUGAGAUGGCAUGAUACUGAACAACCUAAAGAUGGAAAUUUAAGACAUCCUGCAGAUGGUGAAGCUUGGAAGGAUUUCGAUUCCUUGCAUCCUGAAUUUGCUAAUGAUGCUCGUAAUGUUAGAUUGGGUCUUUCAAGUGAUGGUUUCAAUCCAUUCAGAACUAUGAGCAUUUCCCAUAGCACAUGGCCAGUUAUGUUAAUGAACUAUAAUUUAUCACCAUGGAGUUGCAUGAAGUCAGAGAAUAUUAUGUUGUCAAUGAUUAUUCCAGGUCCAUCAUCUCCAGGAAAUGAUAUAGAUGUAUACUUGCAACCACUGAUUGCGGAGUUGAAGGAACUAUGGGAAGUCGGACUUGAAACAUAUGAUGUUGUAACUAAUCAAACAUUUCAAAUGCGUGCAGCUUUAUUGUGGACAAUUAGUGAUUUUCCAGCUCUAGCAAUGCUUUCUGGAUGGAGCACCAAGGGGAGAUGGGCAUGCCCCACUUGGGUACAAAUUCUUGAAGAGCUUCGUGAAUUCAAUAAUGUUUUUGGAAAGAACAACAAGAAAAGAAAACGAAAGAAUGAUGGUCCAUGGAAAAACAAAUCCAUAUUUUUUGAGUUGCCGUAUUGGGCAACCAACAAAUUGAGGCACAAUCUUGACGUGAUGCACAUAGAGAAGAAUAUUUGUGACAGUUUACUUGGGACUUUAUUGGAUAUACUUGGAAAGUCCAAAGAUCAUAUAAAUUCUCGCUAUGACUUGUAUGAAAUGGGGAUAUGUAAAGAGCUUCAACCUGUAAAAGAUUGUGCUACUGGAAAUAUCCAUCUAGCUAAAGCUUGUUUCUCUAUGAAACCAUCAGAGAAAAAGUUAUUUUGCACCGUCUUAAAAGAUGCCAAAUUACCAAAAGGGUGUGCCUCUAAUAUAUCAAGUCAUGUUCAAAUUGAAGAGAUGAAAGUAUCAGGAUACAAAAGUCAUGAUGCUCAUUUCAUAAUGCAUUACUUGCUCCAGGUUGCAGUCAGAAAAGUGUUACCCAAGAAUGUAUCUAUGGUCUUGAUUAGGUUGGGGAAUUUUUUUAGAGCCAUAUGUAGCAAGGUUAUAAGAAGAAGCGAUCUUGAUAAGAUGAAAACAGAAAACAUAGAUAUUGAAUGCGAGCUUGAAAAGAUUUUUCCUCCGUCUUUUUUUGAUAUAAUGACACAUUUGCCUAUCCAUCUAGUAGAUGAAAUUAAGCUUGGAGGCCCAACUCAUUUGCGUUUGAUGUAUUCUACUGAAAGAACUAUGUGUAAUUUCAAGGAGCUUGUUCGUAAUCGAAAAAAUCCAGAAGGAUCAAUAGUAGAAGGUUUUUCAGCUGUAGAUUGUUUGAACUUCUGUUCGAUACACCUACCUAAUACGGUGAAGACAAGAUUAAGUAGGUAUCAAACGGAGGAUGAUGAGGACAUUCAAACAGAGGAAGGUGAUGUUUCACCUUUAUUUCCUAAGACAGGUCAUCCAAUCGGAAGUGAGAAUAUAAGGAAAGGCAAAUCUAUUAUCAUGGAGCAACAUGAGUGGUUUGAAGCACAUCGAUAUACUUUGUUCAAUACCGGAGAUGAACAAGUAGAGACAUUCAUCAAGGAACAUAAGAGUUUAAUUGAUAAUCGUACUAGAGGAAAUGCAUGGGUAAAAGCACGGGUCCAUAGUAGAGAAUUUGGUGAUUGGUUUAGGAACAAAGUUAAAAAUAUUGAAGUGUCCAAUCAUAUAAGAUGGCUAGCUAAAGGGCCUAACUUUGUGGCAAAAAGAUAUACUAGAUAUUUCAUUAAUGGAUAUCAAUUUCAUACGAAGACACGGGAUGCCCCUUGCAAAACUCAAAAUAAUGGAGUGACUUUGUCAGCAACAACAGAUAGUUUUGCUAGUGCUAGGGACCAAAAUCCCGUCGAUGGAAUGGUUAUCUAUUAUGGAAUUAUUCAGGAUAUCAUUGAGAUUGAUAAUUGGGGUUGCUUUAGUGUUGUACUUUUUAAAUGUGAUUGGUUUCAUAAUGAAGUCGAUGAAUAUGGAUUGACUCGGACCCAAUUGAGAAAAAUGUUUAUUAUGCAAGACAAAGUCCCAGUGGAUUUGUAUGAUUUGGAGGAAGAGAGUUGUCCUAAUAUUGAAGAAACAUUUUGGAGAGAGCCUAAUGAUGAUAUUGGUUCAUCAGAAAGAUUACUUGAUGUAGAUGUUAGAUGGUCGAGAGAAGAUCUCCCUGUUGAUAUCAUCGAUGUUCCUUCCAUUGCACAACAUUCACAAGAUGUAGCAAUGGAAACAUCGGAAGAGGAGGAUGACUUUGAUGAUACUGAUUGGGAUUGGAUGGAAGCUGAUGAUUGA
This is a messenger RNA of Solanum verrucosum, 3141 nucleotides long. RefSeq lists its product as uncharacterized. The record is from RefSeq and is a predicted model, not a curated record. Bases 1 to 3141 code for a protein of 1046 amino acids. Lineage: Eukaryota; Viridiplantae; Streptophyta; Magnoliopsida; Solanales; Solanaceae. The transcript is spliced from 4 exons.